Molecule: messenger RNA, 1170 nt
Organism: Penicilliopsis zonata CBS 506.65
Lineage: Eukaryota; Fungi; Ascomycota; Eurotiomycetes; Eurotiales; Aspergillaceae
Exons: 2
Source: RefSeq, a predicted model, not a curated record
CCGUCUCCGCCUCUGGGAGAGAUUCUGGCAACCAUCAGUGAGACGGAUCUUAUUGAGGCCUUCAGUUUGGAAGAUGUAUCUACCAAGAUUGAGGACUGCGAGACUGUUGCAUCUUUCAACUGGCUGAACAGAGCAGAUCCGACGAUUGUUGUGCCAGGAGAACCACCGGCCUGGUCACCUCUUGAUACCCCCAGAAAGCUCUCAGAAGAUUCCGGUCAAUACUUUCGCGACCAAAAUGCUGCUCGUCUGCCCUCAUACCCCCUCCAGCCCGCCGUGGAAUCGAUUUUGUUGGAAGAGCCGACAUUUCCCACAACGGAGGUGGACAUCGUCGCAUGCGGCAGCACCUUGGGGAACCUCCUGCGUUUUGUGCGCAAGGUGGACAAGCCAUUCCGAAUGCUAGUUGAAGUAGUCGGGUCGACUGUGUUCUUCAUUCGCAGGGAAAAUACCCCCACUGAGCUCAUUCAAGGCGUGUAUGGCUACGGCCAUACAUUUCCGGAGGCGUACACCACCUGGGCUCCAGAAGUGAAAGGGUCUGAAUCCAGCCAACGAAUCAUCCAGUACAGCUUUGGAGGUGCAAAGUGUCUCGUUAGAUUUGAAGCCGACGGCUACCACCCGGAGAUGGUUUCUGGUUCUGAAACGGAAUCCAGUCUGAUUCAGCCAACGAACGAAGAAAAGGAGGAUAUGGAGGCCAGUGAGAACUCUCUGCUGGCAACCCUAAGCGGAGCAAGCAUCGGAAUGCAUCUCCCAAAGAGUUCAACCCUCAUCCUGAGACCUGGUGGAAGGCAUAUCUCCCAGGAAGCCGUGUUCGACCUGAAAACCAGAACGAUCAAGAAGGUCGAUACAGAUGUUGUGGGCGAGGAGCUGCCCCGACUUUGGAUCUCGCAGAUCCCCAACUUCAUCCUCGCCUUCCACAACCGAGGGGUGUUUGAAGAGAUCCGCAAAAUCGAUACCCGGCAGAGAGUCCAGGAGUGGGAAAGGGAGAACAAACCCACGCUUUGCCAAUUUGCAUCGCUGCUCAACAAGAUCAUCCGAUUUGCUCGUGGCUGCGAGGAAGAGAGAUUUGAGCUGCGGCGGACUGAAGGCAGCAACACGCUAGAGUUGAGGCGGCAGUGCGAUGACGCUUGCCGUGCGCUACCUGAGCAUUUGGUCGCGCGUUGGACAACCGAAACU